Parus major (Great Tit) is the source of this 2836-nucleotide messenger RNA. RefSeq names its product beta-transducin repeat containing E3 ubiquitin protein ligase (gene BTRC). NCBI's taxonomy places the organism in Eukaryota, Metazoa, Chordata, Aves, Passeriformes, Paridae. The transcript has 15 exons. Bases 99 to 2015 code for a protein of 638 amino acids. The record is from RefSeq and is a predicted model, not a curated record. Gene Ontology annotation, molecular function: protein dimerization activity.
AUAAUUACGAAAACAUUAGUAUUGUCGAGUUCAGAUGUGAUCCAUACAAACAAGUUUGCUCAAGCACUUGGCAAAUGAAGAUCUUGUACACCUUAUAGAUGGAAGUUGGCCCCUUGUUGGGACAUAUAAUUUCUGUCUACUUGAAAUCACAGAGGUUGAACUCCAGUAACCACUUCUUGGGGAAAACAUUUCUUCAUAAACAUUUACCUAAAAGCUGGGAUUUGAUCCUCCCAGAUCCCACUCAGUGCUCUAUGCCCAGAUCUCUGUGGCUGGGCUGCUCCAGCCUGGCGGACAGCAUGCCCUCGCUGCGAUGCCUGUAUAACCCAGGGACUGGCGCACUCCCAGCUUUCCAGAAUUCCUCUGAGAGAGAAGACUGUAAUAAUGAUGAGCCCCCUAGGAAGAUCAUUCCUGAGAAGAAUUCACUUAGACAGACCUACAACAGCUGUGCCAGACUGUGCUUAAACCAGGAAACAGUAUGUCUAGGAAGCACUGCUAUGAAGACUGAAAAUUGUGUGGCCAAAACAAAACUUGCCAAUGGCACUUCCAGUAUGAUUGUGCCCAAGCAAAGAAAACUGUCUGCAAGCUAUGAGAAGGAGAAGGAGCUCUGCGUCAAGUACUUUGAACAGUGGUCCGAGUCUGAUCAGGUGGAGUUUGUGGAGCACCUCAUCUCCCAGAUGUGUCACUACCAGCACGGACACAUAAACUCAUACCUCAAACCCAUGUUACAGCGGGACUUCAUCACUGCACUGCCAGCUCGGGGAUUGGAUCACAUUGCUGAGAACAUUCUGUCAUACCUGGAUGCCAAAUCUUUGUGUGCUGCUGAGCUGGUGUGCAAGGAGUGGUACCGGGUGACAUCUGACGGGAUGCUAUGGAAGAAGCUCAUUGAGAGAAUGGUCAGAACAGAUUCCCUGUGGAGGGGUUUGUCAGAGAGGAGAGGAUGGGGGCAAUAUCUAUUUAAAAAUAAACCUCCUGAUGGAACUGCACCACCCAACUCCUUCUACAGAGCACUUUACCCCAAAAUUAUACAAGACAUAGAGACAAUAGAGUCGAACUGGCGGUGUGGAAGGCACAGUUUACAGAGGAUCCACUGCCGAAGUGAGACAAGCAAAGGGGUUUAUUGUUUACAGUAUGAUGAUCAGAAGAUAGUAAGCGGCCUAAGAGACAAUACUAUUAAGAUCUGGGAUAAGAAUACAUUGGAAUGCAAGCGAAUUCUCACGGGACACACGGGUUCUGUCCUGUGCCUCCAGUAUGAUGAACGGGUGAUCAUUACUGGAUCUUCAGACUCAACAGUCAGAGUGUGGGACGUGAAUGCAGGCGAGAUGCUGAAUACACUGAUCCACCACUGCGAAGCCGUGCUGCACCUCCGCUUCAACAACGGCAUGAUGGUGACGUGUUCCAAGGACCGCUCCAUCGCCGUGUGGGACAUGGCCUCCCCAACAGACAUCACCCUGAGGAGGGUGCUCGUGGGGCACCGAGCUGCCGUCAACGUAGUGGACUUUGAUGACAAGUACAUUGUAUCGGCAUCAGGUGACAGAACUAUAAAGGUAUGGAACACUAGUACCUGCGAAUUUGUGCGCACCUUAAAUGGCCACAAACGGGGCAUUGCAUGUCUGCAGUACAGAGACAGGCUAGUAGUGAGCGGCUCUUCAGAUAAUACCAUCAGACUGUGGGAUAUCGAGUGUGGGGCAUGUUUACGAGUACUGGAAGGCCAUGAAGAGUUGGUGAGAUGCAUACGCUUUGAUAACAAGAGGAUAGUCAGUGGGGCAUAUGAUGGGAAAAUCAAAGUAUGGGAUCUUGUGGCUGCUUUGGAUCCCCGUGCUCCAGCAGGGACCCUCUGCUUGCGAACCCUUGUGGAGCAUUCUGGAAGAGUCUUUCGACUUCAGUUUGAUGAGUUCCAGAUCGUCAGCAGCUCACAUGAUGACACCAUCCUCAUCUGGGAUUUUCUGAAUGAUCCAGCUGCCCAGGCAGAAUCCACUCGUUCCCCGUCCAGAACAUACACCUACAUCUCCAGAUAAAUAACACUACACUGUACCUCACACUCGCACAGGAUAUGUGACAUGUGGUGCCUGUGACUCCCCCUGAAGAACUCCUCCUCCUCUGUCCAUCAUCAUCAAUAAUUAAAUCAGUUAUACUGUUGUCCAGAAGGAAGAAGAGUUUCUGCAGAGCGAGUAGAGCAGCUGCUGCCUAACAAGAGGAUGCAGAUGGCCUGACCCUGGGCAGUUGUCACCAGGCAGGAGAGUUUUGCCAAGAACCUCCCUCUGAAGUGAUGACCAUUCUCCUCACUCUGCAGCAAGCUGAUUCAAGAUUACAGCUUGGCCAGGGGAGGAGAUACUGAGGCACAAGCACAAACCCAGGCAAAUUAAAUUGAGAUGAAUCAAUGUGCAAAAUAAUAUACUGAUAGGGCCUAGCCCUUGUUCUCUCUCUCAAUAGCAUGGAUGUUAAAUUAUUCAUAUCAGAGCCUGGUUGGUUUGCUCAUUACCUUUUGUCUUGGCCAGCACAGUGUGGGCAGGACAAAACGUUUCAUGUGUUUGGGUCAGUUGUAAAGUGAAUUUUAUGCAUAUGAGUGAAGUGGGAUAAUAUGCUUUCCCGCAUGGGUGGGUACGUGCACAAUUACUGUUGAUAACAGUAAACAUAAGAGAGAAGAAUGGCAGAAGAGCUGACAGGCUUCUGCAAAGGGGUGUCCACAGUGACAUUUUCCCAUGAAAGUGCUCUGUCACGGGGCACAUCCUGUAUCCUGUUUGGUAACUGUACAGUGAUGCUCUGGACCUGUCAGAUCUUGAUCAAAUGCUCUGAUCAAUCAGAUGUUAUUUUAAAUCAUUAAAAGGCUUAGUAUGAA